This is a messenger RNA of Truncatella angustata, 906 nucleotides long. RefSeq lists its product as uncharacterized. The transcript is spliced from 2 exons. NCBI's taxonomy places the organism in Eukaryota, Fungi, Ascomycota, Sordariomycetes, Amphisphaeriales, Sporocadaceae. The coding region runs from base 1 to 906 and encodes 301 amino acids. The record is from RefSeq and is a predicted model, not a curated record.
AUGUUCCAAAAUAUGCCGCUAGGUAGCGUAGAGCCUCUUCCACCCCCAUUCACCUCGUUCGCACAGUUCAAGGAGGCGCUCGAUGAGUACUACAAGAACGGUGCGAUGGGCGCAAAUAAUCCGCGCAUGAAGCGGCCGGGUUACCGCUCUCACAUUGCGACAGAGAGGAUUAAUGCCCACGACGGCACGCCCUGCGUGGUCGCAUGGCACCAAUACAGUCGCGGCUUCCCGGAUCAGCCUGAAGAAAGGUUCGGUACCCGCAGAGUACCUUUUGGCAGUUUUCAAGUCUAUUUGCCGUGUCAUACCACAGAUAGUAGUCGAGAUGUAGAGAUACACCGCGACGAAACCACUUCUCGCGUAGCAGAGCUACUCGAAUCUAAAACGCACAUAAAGCGCCAUAGCAACGAAGUUCCUUUCCGCGACCGAUUAGAUGUCUUCGGGUUGGCGGUGCGCCCUGGCUCUAGCCGUGAAGAGUUGGUUUCGGCCUGCAUUGCGCACCAGCAAUCCGAGAUAGCAGCGCGAAAUCAGGCGAGUGGUGUUCAAGAAGGGGGGAUAGAGGAUGAGGAAAAAUGGGCGGGCGACAAGACAACGUUCCUUUUCGUUUGGUUUGAUCGCAAAGAACGGAAACGGGAUGAGGAAGACGAGCUGGAUUAUCCCCCUAUUAAGGUGCUAGUCAAGCAAGGACUUCAACAAGCUGCUAAGGAAAUGCACAGAAUGCGAGGCGCUGGAUCGGGCAUUAUAGAAAAUACGCUUGAAAAGUAUUCGGCUGAUUUUGGCGAGCCAUACGUGCGUCCAGAGCCUCUAGUAAAGCGGCCGACUAGGUCCGAGCUUAUCCGGCGACGGAAGAGGCGGGAGCAAGGCCUGCCAUCUGACGAUGAGGACGAGGACGUGGACGAUGAUAAUUAG